Seriola aureovittata is the source of this 638-nucleotide messenger RNA. RefSeq lists its product as uncharacterized. The coding region runs from base 1 to 420 and encodes 139 amino acids. Lineage: Eukaryota; Metazoa; Chordata; Actinopteri; Carangiformes; Carangidae. The transcript has 3 exons. The record is from RefSeq and is a predicted model, not a curated record. Gene Ontology annotation, biological process: signal transduction. Gene Ontology annotation, molecular function: protein binding.
AUGCCCAACAAAGCCCAAGAGGAUGCUGUAAUCAACGUGAAGACACUGCAGGAGAUUUCAAGUCAGCUUGGUUUUGAGUGGACAGUUUUGGCAUACGAGCUUGACUUCAGCAGAAAUGAGAUAGGCCGGUUCCACACCAGCUCUACAGAGAAGAGUGUCCAGGCCAGAACCAUGUUGGAAAGCUGGUAUGAGAGGUCAUGGGACAAACCCAAUAAGACCAAGCUGCUGCAAGACGGUCUGGAGCGAGCAGGCAGGCGCGACCUGGCUGAAAGGCUGCGCUGCCUCCACUGGGGCCACCAGAAGCUGAGCCGCAGGGUGGAGCUGCCCUCCGCCUUCCCCUUCCUCAUCACAGUGCAUAAGACCAUCCACAACCAAGACGCACUUCGCAGAAUCAACGACCUCAACCGUAGAUACACUUAAGGCUGGCUGAAAAUGCAAAAAAUAGCUGUGUCUGCGCCCACAGUUCUUACUUUACAAGCAUGUAGUAGGCUAUACUCCACACUGUAAGUAAUCUGAAAUGAAUAGAGUGAAUGUCACUGAACAUGAGAAGUAUGGGGCGUGUAUAUUGUCAUGCCACUUUUCCUGUAAAAAAUUAAAGCUUUGCAAUAAAGAUGAAAAGCUAAUUCCUAGGACUCAUC